Messenger RNA from Neurospora tetraspora, 2007 nucleotides. RefSeq names its product gamma-glutamyltranspeptidase. Bases 282 to 1859 code for a protein of 525 amino acids. Gene Ontology annotation, biological process: glutathione catabolic process. Lineage: Eukaryota; Fungi; Ascomycota; Sordariomycetes; Sordariales; Sordariaceae. The transcript has a single exon. Gene Ontology annotation, molecular function: glutathione gamma-glutamate hydrolase. Gene Ontology annotation, cellular component: plasma membrane. The record is from RefSeq and is a predicted model, not a curated record.
AUAUUGAAGGCGGCCAGUCAUGCGUAAGUUCACUUCCACACAUUCAUGUCUCAAGUCACUGACACGAUAGAACAGCUCAUCUAUCGCCACUACUAUGCGGCCUCGCCGUGCUGGGCCAGCUCGGCUCCGUGGUCACCGGCGCUCCCCUGGAGUUCAAGUACCAAAGGGUGAUCCAAAACACCUCUUCCGAAGGUCACCGGGGAGCCGUCGCCAGUGAGAGCGCCAUAUGCUCCGAGAUAGGCACCGACACUCUCCGCAAGGGUGGUUCCGCCGCCGACGCCAUGGUAGCCACCACCCUCUGCGUCGGCACCAUCGGCAUGUACCACUCUGGCAUCGGCGGCGGCGGCUUCAUGCUGGUGCGCGACCCGGACGGGAACUACGAGACGGUGGACUACCGCGAGACCGCGCCCGCAGCCGCCACCGAGGACAUGUACAACGACGACCCCAACGCCAGCGUGCUCGGCGCCCGCUCCGUCGCCAUCCCCAGCGAGCUGCGCGGCCUCGAGUACGUGCACAGCAAGUACGGCCGGCUGCCGUGGCACGACCUCGUCAUGCCCUCGGUCAAGAUCGCCCGGGACGGCUUCAAGGUGACGGAGGACUUGGUCAAUUACAUGGCCAAAGCCUCAGUAUCGGACGAUUUUUUGACCCGCGACCCCGUCUGGGCCGAGGACUUUGCUCCCAACGGCACCCUGCUCGGGCUGGGCGACACCAUCACGCGCAAACGGUUCGCCAAAACACUGUUGAAAAUCGCCCUCUUCGGCGCCGACGCCUUCUACACCGGCCCGAUCGCCGACUCCAUGAUCGCCCUCCUGCAACCUCUCGGCGGCAUCCUCACCCACUCAGACCUAGCCAACUACCGCGUAUCCAUCCAGCCGGCGCUUAACAUCACGUACCGGGACUCCUUCCGCAUCUUCUCCACCGACGCACCUUCUUCGGGAGCCGUAACCCUCUCCAUCCUCAAAACCAUGGAACAAUUUCCCUCCCCCUCCCUCGCGGCCGACACCUUCCUUACCAACCACCGCUUCGUCGAAGCCAUGAAAUUCGCCUACGGCGCCCGCCAAUCCCUCGGCGACCCAUCCUUCAUAACCAACAUCACCUCCUUUCAGGAAGCCAUGCUCUCCCCCCAAACCGCCAAAUUUAUUUCUUCCAAAAUCCUCCCCAACUCCACUUUACCCUUAUCAGAAUACGACCCAGCAAAGAACUACGCCGUCGAAGCCCACGGCACUUCACACAUCGUCACCGCCGACCGCUCUGGCCUGACCCUCUCCUCUACCACCACUAUCAACCUCCUCUUCGGUUCCCGUCUGAUGACGCCUGACACAGGCAUCAUCUUGAACGACGAGAUGGACGAUUUCUCCCAGCCCAACAAGAAUAACUCCUUCGGUUUCGUGCCCUCCCCCUCGAACUUCAUCCGCGCCGGAAAAAGGCCGCUGUCGAGUAUCUGUCCCCUAAUGGUCGAGCAUGUUAGCAACGGCAGCUUGUGGUUCGCCACGGGCGCGGCGGGCGGGAGCAGGAUUAUUUCGAGUACCACGCAGGUGGCGUUUAAUGUGCUUGAGGGACUUGCUGUGCAUCCUAACACUACUUCCCUUUUGGGGACAAAAGGGGUGGGUGGUGAGGGAAGCGUGAUGCGGGCGGCGGUGGCGGCGCCGCGGUUGCAUGAUCAGUUGAUGCCCGAUGUGUUGCUGGUUGAGCAAGGGUAUGGACAGGAUGUGUACGAGGAUUUGAAGGGACGGGGACAUAAUGUUACUUGGCAGGCGCCGGGGCUGAGUGCGGUGCAGGCGGUGAUGAGGUUUGGGAAUGGAACGUUUGUGGCGGCGAGUGAGACUAGGCAGGUUAAUAGUGGUGGGUUUGCUGUUUAGAUGGGAAUGAGAUGAUGAGGAUAAUGGGUUGUGGAAGGCUGGUAGGGGGUGAUAGGACCUGCUUACUGUUGGAUACCCAUAACGAACAGCGGAUAGACAUUAGAAACAGCAAUGAUUAUCAUGGUUCAAUGAUACAAUUAAUGAGAAG